UCAAACCAUUAGGUGCAGCACAGCUCAUCUAACUGUCUUCAGAGAAUGGGCGUCAUCUGAAGAGGAAGUGCAUGGAAUUCAGAGAAGUGAAACAGAUGUAGCAAUAUGUCAAAAGUUUGAGCACUUCCUACGUACUUAAGUAAAGACUCUUUGCCAGUUUCAAAUAAAUAGUUUGUGCAUAUGAAACUCACAUCGCAAAAUGAGUACUCCUUUGGUUCCAGACAAAUCAUGUUGCACUAAACAACAGGACAACAGCAACGAAGAUCAAAAUGACAACGAAAGUGAGGCCAGUUUAGGUGACAGCAAUGCCAACCAAAUAUUUCCUGGUACAAGGACUUGUGACCAGGUGGAGGUAUCUAGCAAUGUAGUCAAAACUGAAAUAUUUAGUAACUGGAAAACUGAAAACGUGCAUAGUACAUCACUGCAUUAUGGUCUCGAAUCUCCAGGCAGGGGUUUGUCAUUAAGUGAUUCAAGACCACAUUCACCCACUAAUAAGGACUUAAACAAAGGUUAUAUGACAGAUGACACCAAGGAGAGUUUAAAACCCCACAUUCCUCAUGUACAGACUCAACUCAACAUAAAGUCUAGCAGUCAUGAUAGAAGCUUGUUGAUACCCUUGAACAGAGCAUGUGAUUCUCCCUUUGGUAUUUAUAGUAAUAAUACAGGUAACGUAUCACCAAGUGAACGAUUUAAAGGACUUUCCUUAGCAAAAUCAGGUAUUCCUUCAACUAAAUCGGAAUCUUUUGUAAAAGACCAUAUAUCUCCUUCUCCACCUUUGGAUUCGCCUUCCAAAUAUGUUCAGUCCAUAGAGCCAUCAAAUUACGGGAUCAGGGCCAACACAGAUGCAUCUACACCAGUUGAUCGUUUAUAUGGACUACUCAGUCAUACACUCAACUAUACCUCAGAGGAAAAAAAGAUUGUAUUUUAUUCCAAGCCACCUACCUCAGAUGCCAACUUUUCAGAAUUUCCUUCAGGCGAGAGAAUCAUAUCUCAAAUGAACAAGCAAAGCACAUCACAGCAUCCCUCAAAUACUGAUCAUCACUCACGUUUAACUCUUAAACCUCAGGAAAUCAGUAGCAUAGCAGAAGCACAAUUUUAUCAGGGUCAAGUAAAUAUACCGUCAGAACUGAUCGAUGCAAAAUAUACGCAGACUAAAGGUAUUGGUCUGCACAGAGCAGACCAUAUACUACCAACUGAUAUGGCAGGCUCAAAAAGAGAACAUAUGUCAGAAACCAGAGUGACUCCAUUUUCUCCUCCAUGUGUCUUGAUGAGUCGGUCACAAUCGAACCGAGCUUUAAAACAGGGCGAUACAUAUUUAUGUAGCAGUCCUAUAAUACCUGACAACAAGUCCGCUAUAAAACAUGAUGAAAAUGCAGGCGAUACAUUGCAUAAUGAACCGAAAAUCCAAUAUUCUCAGGACUGCGAUCACCCAGACACCAAUUCUCAUGUAAUGGGAUCAUUAAAAAAUAAAGAGUCUCUCAGCAAACCUGUUAUACGUAAAAUUACUUCAUUCAGUGAACCUUUGGAAAAUAAAACAUAUCUGAAUAAAGAUAGAGCUUCGGAUGAUUAUAUUUAUCAGGGCGGCGACACUAACACUAACACUUUUUCAAGCAGCCACGUGACUUCCCUGAAAGACAAAACCUCUUUGGUUGAGAGUAAAAAGACAGUUGUUGGGCGAAAACAUCAGACAGAUGUUUUAAAAGGCAAUAUGAAAGAAUGUCACAAAGACUCUGCUGAUUACUUCACACGUCCCCCCACUCCCUCAAGCCCAGUAACAGCAGUAAAUAUUAAUGAUCAACGAACUGCCUCGCCGAGCAACAUUAAGGAUUUCAGCACAGCUCAUGUUGACAGGUUGUCACCUUCUACGGUGCUACCUCCUACUGAGAGCACACAGUUGUUCAACAUUUCGCCUAAAGCUACUAGCAAGACACUUUGUAACAGUGGAAUCCCCAAACCAAUACUAAUACAUUCCAAAACUUCCACCGCAAACCAAGGGGAUGUGGAAAGCAAUUGUAAUGAGAAAACCGAAGAGCCAGUCGAAGCUGGUCACACCGGUCUUACACUUUCUUUGCCAAUUGAAUCAAGCCUUAUUGUCCCAAAACCCAAGCAUGUACGGCCAAAAAUUAUUACAUACAUUAGAAGAAACCCACAGGCAGUGGACAGGAUCCCAUUUGGACAAAUGAGUAUACCAUUUGGGGCCCCGACAUGUACCACUCCAAUACCAAAGGAACAUGAGAUUUUGAGUAGUGAUGGUAAAACAUCUAGUACGUUGCUCGACAAAUAUAAGGCUGAUAUGCAAAAACCAAGGCUAUUCAGUGCUGGAUUAAUGGUAUCAGGAAUACAGCCACCUGGACAUGAUUCAUUAGAGGAGACAGGUGACAGAUCAAGGAAAGAUGACUUCUCCCCCUCUCCGUUUGCCCAUUAUGAAGUCCCUCCUAGCUUCUACAGAUCCACCAUGAUCCUGAAACCGCAACUUGGUCUAGGUGCUGUUUCCAGAUUGCCAUCAGCUAAGAGCAGAAUAUUGAUUGCAAGUCAACGUUCCUCAAGCAGCUCAAUAACUCAGCAAGACCAUCCGAGGGCGACUGGAAGUGUUAACAACACAGAUAUUUCAGAGGAUGUAAAAAAAGACUCCAUUACAAAUGGCGCCAAGUCGAAUCUGCCAAAGCCUUGCCAGUCUAGCCUUCGUCCUCCUGGUUACUCCCGAUUACCGUCUGGAAAGCUAGCAGCGUUUGGAUUUGUUAGAAGCUCCAGUGUGUCAUCACUUUCAAGUAAUCAGUCCAAUGAGAGCAUCCAGAGUGAUCAUAACAGAGCACUUAAUGCAGGUACAAGCUUUGCAAAUGAAGAGCAAUGUACUCAAAAGACAACUUUACCAUCAAGGGAUAUGCCCAAGGGUACCAGUAGGACAGUUCUGCAAGUGUGCAGCAGCACAGCAGUGCCCCGCAGGAGUCUUCUUCCAUCCCCGAAAACAACCAUAUCACCUGCUGGAUCAAAGAAGGACACAUCAAAAGAGCAAGACAUCAUCAAGCCUACAAUUUCUUCGCCGAAACGACAAGUAUCAUCUACAACCAAGCAGCAUUCACCGGGCCAUCACCAGAAGGUACGGCCAACUAUCUCGAAGAACGGAUAUGCCGCAAAGCCGGAAAUACAGACUCGAGAGUCAGAUCGUCAGGGAAUGCAGAAACUCAAAGAGAAAUACGAUGAGCAAUCAAAGAAGCUUUUAGUUGUCCAAGAAGAACUUAAAAAAGCGAGUUGUGGGUUUGUUGUGUUUGCCGUGACAACCCAGUAUUUCUUUAAGAAGAAUGAAGUUUGUCUUAUAAAAGAAAAGGAACUGGCAGUUGAGCUUGCCACCAUUCGAGAUGAAGUGGCCAACAACACCGCUCGCUGUGAGAAAUUACAAAAAGAGAAAGAAGAGCUGGAAAUCAAAUUUGAUAAUGAAGUGAGGAAGCUCGAACGUCUACAGCAGGAAGAGCUCCAAGUUCUGAAAGAGCGCCUUCAGGUCCAGUCCAACGAAGAAAUGGAGCACUUACGGGAAGAACAAAUCAUCCAGCUUACUCGACUUCGAUCUCAACACCAGGAGCAGAUUGAGAACUUGGGUGCCGUUCAUGAAUCCACACUAUCGGAACUAAAGUAUAACCACUCAACUGCCAUAAAUUCCAUGCAUGAUGAUCAUGAAAGACGAGUUCACGAGUUAAAAGAAAGUCACGAGUACGAAAAGAAACUCAUAGAGGACAGCUUUGAAAAAUUGCGUUUGUCUUUACAGGACCAGGUUGAUACCUUAACAUUCCAAAACCAUUCACUACGAGAUCGGGCAAAGAGGUUUGAAGAAGCUUUAAUGAAGAACACUAAUGAGCAAUUUGAGAUUGCAUUAGCACCAUACCGGCAUUUAGAUGAAGAUUUGAACAGCGUGAAGCAAGUUUUAGAGAUUAAAAAUCAACUCAUUCAUCAACAGGAGAAGAGGAUAAUGGAGCUGGAGAAACUGGCUGAAAUAAAUGUUAUCCUGGAGGAAAGGAUUCAAGUUCUUCAGCAGCAGAACGAGGACUUAAAAGCUCGAAUUGACCAGAACGUUGCCGUGACCAGACAGUUAUCUGCUGAAAACGCCAAUUUGCACGAGAGUGUGGAGAAAGAAAGUAAGGAAAAGAAGAGACUAAGCAGGACGAAUGAAGAGCUGGUUUGGAAACUACAGACUGCUGAGUCAAUGAGUCCUGUAAAAAUGCCUUCUUCUCCUAUUAAACAAUCUACAUCAGGUCCUCUUUCUCCCGCUAAAGUCAGUUCCUCUCCAAGAUGACAGUACAGCAGUGAAUAAGAGACAAAUUAUUCUGAUGCCAUUCGUUUUUUUCACGGAUAAGUACAGACAUUCACGUCAAUGGAUUUCUAACAUCUACUACAAGAACACCUGUACUGACCCGUACAUGAGACUGAUUCCAAAAGUGCGUCAGAGCCUCAGAAAUCUAAAUUAUAGAUUUUGAGCCAAGGAAAUAAAAUAUAAAAACUUUUAGCUACUAUAUUUAUCCAGAAUGGAGAAGCCACAUUACUAUUUCAGGUUACACAGAGUCCAAUAUGCUGGGGAUGUAUAUAUUACUGCACAUAACUUACAGGUUUAGACGUACAUAAAGAUGCUGAUACAGUAUGUACAAUUGGAAGCUUUCCUUUCUAUUUUGGAUAAAUGCUGAUGUGUUUGUGGUCAGCUGUAUUCUAGCCUGUGCCUAUGUCUCUACCUGAAUGGGACAUCAUUCUGUCCAUCCCACUUCUAGAACAUGCUCUAGAAAGAUCCACCAAUCAAUAAAGCGCCUUCCUCUCUAUCCAAAAAUAGAAGAAAACAAUCACCAGCGAUACAAAGUGUUCAUGACAAUGCUGCCUUUGCAAUAAUGUAUAGCUUUGCUGGCAUGUUAGCCCGUUUAAUCCCUACGUACGAGUCACUAUGUGAUCCUAGCUUUGCUCUUUCGGUUACAGCUAGUUUUGCUCAAUUUUGUAAAAUUUGAAUAUCCUUUUAUUGUGGCCAAGGGCAAUGCACUUUUUGGCGAUAGAUUAUUCUGAAAAAAAGAAAAAUUUUCUUCCAUUCCUUAGCUUUGGAAACGCUAUGAGGGUCUGUUCACUAAAAGCCAACUUUGCUAUAUAGCAAGUUUGGUGACUUUCAUAUGAUUCUCUUUAUUUUAUCUGAAAAAAUUCAUCUGAGGUUCACUUUUUAUACACAAUCAACUAAAUUAAAUCCUCAAUAUGGUAAAUAAUACCCUUUUAUUUUCAAAUAUGUCUUAUCACAGCAGUGAAAUGGAUAUGAUAAUAGGUCAAACUGAACUUUAACUGAAUGGAACCCAAUAUUCCUGAUAUCAGAAGGAAUAUAUCAGCUAUCAGACAUUAGGGAGGAUUCACAGCUAGUCUAAAUUACGGCAAUUGGGACAAUUGAAUGAAGGGGAUUUGGUUAAAAAAAGGGUUACAAUUCCGUGUUUUUGUGAAUAGCCAAAUUAGCAAGCUUGUAUGGAGGUUGGCAGACCUUAACGUCUACAUGAGCAAAAUAUGAGUGGAAAUGCAAAUAUGGUUCAUAUAACCAAUUUUCCAUUUGCAAAUUACCAAAUUGAUAUUAUAUGGCAAAUGUUUGUUUGAAAUACUUACAUUUUAAUGAUUGAACACCAUUUGGAAUCCAUUUGGCAACUAAUGGAUACAUAUAUAUAUUUUACCUAUAACAAAGAUUUUAAUGAUUCACAUCAUCAUAUUACUAAACAGGUACUUAAUUCACCGGCUUCAGUUCUGUUAUUAUAUCAACAAAGAAACAUUUUUGCUUCCUAGAUUCUCAAAACACUUCCUUUAUACCAUUUGUAUUAUUUCAGCAUAAGGAGCGGCUGCUUACAAGGCAGCAGAAGUUUUUUUUGUAAUUUUUGUAAAGCACAUGUGAAUAGGUGUAUAAGCAAGAAUCCUUGUUAAUGGUUUUUAUUAAUUUAAUAUUUUAUAUUGUGGCCAUAAUGCACUCCGAAUAUCUGGAUAUGUCUAGAAUGAUCCAGAAAAAGAAAACGACACUUCCUAAUUAAUCAACACUCACGAUGUUGAGAUAUGUAGUAUUACCCUUUGUUAUUUAUUAUAAAAUGUAAAAACUGUAUUUAAAAAAAAAACGUUGAAACACUGUGUUAGAAUCUAGAUUAUUAAUUUAAGAAAUAAUUACAUAUUUUUUACUGGUUUCAUUAAAUAAAAUAUUUACACUACGUAUGUCUGCUAGUUAGAAGAAAAUGGUGACCGGCUAGUAUGAUGCAUUUUUCAGAAAAGUAUAUAGAAACUGAGGCUACAUCAUUUUAAAAUGAAAUUGUAUUUAUUGGGUUUUGGGAAU
Molecule: messenger RNA, 6313 nt
Organism: Pelobates fuscus (common spadefoot toad)
Lineage: Eukaryota; Metazoa; Chordata; Amphibia; Anura; Pelobatidae
Gene: MTUS2
Product: microtubule associated scaffold protein 2
Exons: 14
Coding region: 200-4285 (1361 amino acids)
Cellular component (GO): nucleus; cytoplasm
Molecular function (GO): microtubule binding
Source: RefSeq, a predicted model, not a curated record